Messenger RNA from Ostrinia furnacalis (Asian corn borer), 4177 nucleotides. Its product is annotated as CLK4-associating serine/arginine rich protein. NCBI's taxonomy places the organism in Eukaryota, Metazoa, Arthropoda, Insecta, Lepidoptera, Crambidae. The record is from RefSeq and is a predicted model, not a curated record. The coding region runs from base 160 to 2358 and encodes 732 amino acids. The transcript has 17 exons.
UGUUAAUCGGAACGUCAUAAAAGAUUAAAAAUGGCGAGAUGAAUGGUGUUGGUGGAAUUAUUUUUGAUAUUGUCUUCCAGUUUCAGUGUUAUAAUAUCGUCAAAAGAACAAGAAAUGUGCUGAUAUUGUGCUAAAUUAUUGCGUUAUAAGUGAACUAAAAUGUGGCACGAAGCAAGAAAACAGGAGCGAAUGAUUCGCGGUCUGAUAGUCGAUUAUCGACGCAGGGCGGAGCGUCGUAAAGAUUUCUAUGAGAAAAUCAAGGCAGAACCUACACAAUUCCUUCAACUACACGGUAGACCAUGCAAGAUUCACCUAGAUCCCGCUAUUGCUGCUGCCGGGGAGAGUUCGGCUAUUAUGAUGCCAUGGCAGGGUGAUUCCAACAACAUGAUUGAUAGAUUUGAUGUCCGAGCCCAUUUGGACUUCAUACCAGAAAUUAAAUACCCUGACGUACCCCCAGAGGAGCUAGAUCCUGAAGAAAGGCAGUGCAACUAUGAGCGAUACAGAAUCCUCGCACAGAAUAUGUUUCUUGGGAUAAGUGAAGACAAAUUCCUACAGCAGCUGGCCAUCGAAGAACAAUUCGGUGUCACCAUCGAAGAGAAGGAAAUGCAAAAGGGGAAGUUGAACGAAAAGAAAGGAACCGGAGCAGCUAUAGGAUACAAUUAUUCAGAUCCGGGAGCCCAACCCUCUAGCUCUAACGGCCCAGAUGUUAAAAAAGUGGAACAAAAGGAUUCGGACGAUGACUCGGAUCUUGAGCUCAUUGAUGUGGACCUGAGCAUUGAUGUCAAUAAAAUGGAGGCUUCACAGGCGCAUUCCCUCAACGCGGUGGGUCCCGUGUGGGGCAUGGCGGGCUGCGACCUGUUCUCGUUCCUGACGGGCGACGCGGAUGACGCGGAGCAGCAGAAGCAGCUUCUUCGCGAGGAGAAGGAGAAAGCCAUGUUCUCGGGACGGAAGAGCAGGAGGGAGAGGCGCGCGCACCGCGACAAGAAGCUGGCAUCCCGCGUGGUGAGCCCGCCCAGCUACGCCGCGCCGCGCUCGCGUUCACCCUCCGCGUCGCCCGCGCGGCCCCCGCGCUCGCCGUCGCCCGACGCGCCGUCAGCCAUACAGUUCAUCACGUCCUUCGGCGGCGACGACGACCAACCACCACCUCCGAAGCCUCUGUAUGCGGACAAACUGAAAAUAAACUUGAAGAAAGAACCACUAUAUUCAGAAGUUGCACGCAAACCAAAAAUGAAAUCCCCGGCGCGACCAAUGAUGGGUCCAUACGGGCCUCAGCCCAGGUCGAAGUCUCGGUCAAUAUCGCGAUCGCGGUCGCGAUCCCGUUCUCGCUCCAAAUCCCGGUCGAGAUCAAAAUCCCGGUCGCGCUCCCGAUCCCGUUCGUAUCGCCGCUCGUAUUCGCGCUCGCGCUCACGUUCGUCGUCACGCUCGCGCUCGCGAUCACGUUCGCGCUCGCGGUCACGCAACUACCGCCGGAGGUCACGCAGCCCGCCAAAUCACGGAUAUAGCAAGCGUAAUAACUCCCGGUCGAUGUCCUACGAAAGUACGGAACGAGCUGAGAAACCGGUGGCGCGAUACUACGGGCGGCGCGCCGAGGACCGGUCUUCCAGUGACCUAGACUCUUCUGACUCCACCGACCACAACAAAUCGGCGGUUGGCAAUAAAUCCAACUCAAACCAGAAUCAGUUACGAUCUGGAGCCAGCUCCAAAGGCCCGUCGCGCGAGACGCUGUCUUUGAAGGAGAAACUCCGGCGCAAAAUGCAGGCGCAGCUAUCAAGGCAACUCCGGGCCGACAAGCGGGCUGAGGCGGAGCGCUUGGAACGCGAGAACCGGCGCCAGGCACGCCGCGACCAGGAAAUGCGAGAACUCGCCAUCAAGCUGCGACGCAAGCAGCGAGAGAUGAGGCACCAACAGAAUCGCCGCUCCAGCGACUCGGAUUCUGACAAAUCACACAGCGGGUCGUCUUCAAGAGAGUCGAAUCCAGACAGGAAAAAAGAUAGAAGUCGCUCGAAGUCUCCCACGCCCGAAAAGCGCAUCCCGAUCUGGGAGAACAACAAAGACUUCGCCACCGCGCCGCUACGCCGCCAGGUAGACAACCGCGACCGACGCUACGACGACGAUCGCCGACGCGACACUCGCUACGACGACCGCUGGGAGCGCCACGACGAUAGAUGGGAACGCCACGAUGAAAGAUGGGAGCGCCACGAUGAUCGUUGGGAUCACAGGCGCCGCCCCUUCCGUGGAAACUAUCGAGGCCACGCCCCGCGACACGCCCACUCGGAAUACAACCACGGAGACGGUCCGUCCUACAGCCAUGAUCGGAACGAUGAACCUCCCAGGAAAGUGAAACUUGUCGAUUACUAGCGAUAGUUUAUAACCAAACACUUCUAUGUAGUACUAGACAACCCCCUAAGUUUGUGUCAAGUGUACGUGAUAAGGUUGUACCCAACUAAAUCAUAUCGUUUACGAAACCGAUAAAUUGUUGUCAUUUUAUUUUAUCAAUGUGCGCAUUCGUUGGGCCAACAUGCGGAUCUAAGAAAUGGUAUUGGCAGCAAUGUUGGGAUAAGCUAUUUUCAGGUUCACACGUUGGACGAGUAGUAUUGGGCCAACGUUGGAGCCAACACAAAUGGUGUCAGCGUAAAAGUAAUUUAAUACUUGGAAGUCAUUGAACAUUACUAUUGAAUUUGCCGCCUACAAAAAGAAAUGUUCGUUGUUCGAAUCGAUGUGUCAAAACGUUUAUAGCGAUGACGUUUGAGCGAAACGAACUGAAAAAGUAACUUCGCCGGUUGAUUACUAAUGUUUGUGAAUUCGGUUUGUUUUUAUUUUAAUACCUCUGGCGUAAGGUCGAUCUAAUCUCGACGCUGGGAGUCAUUUCGACUGGGUCGGCAAUAGAAAGUUAUGAAUUACAAGUUUUCUUAUUUUAUGAAAACUAAUUUUAUACAGCACAUGCAAUUUAUACAUACGUAAGCGCCGGCGCAGCACAUUUGCUAACAUUUUUCCUCAUUUGAAUUUGAAACUUAUAAUGAUAAUUUAAGGUUCAAAACAGUGAAAUUCAAAGCAUUAGACCAGGAGCCAGAGGUAUUUUUAUGUUCAUAAGAACAUGACAUUCAAAGAUUUUUUAUAGAAUGGUUGUUGAAAUAGCUAAGUUAAGAUCUAUUUAUAAAGACAAUACAGAUUUCAGUCACAUUAUUCUAAAUAUUGCCACAUUUUUAUAUUUAACAGUUUUAUAUGAACUCUAAACUUCAACGAAAUUGUAUCAUAAAAUUUAUUACGUCCCUUCCAGUAGCAUUCGUAGCUAGAUUCCACGUUAUGUAUUGUUACGAAUCUAUAUCCAGAAUAAUAAUUAUUCAUAUUAGAACAGAUGUUUAUUGCUAGUUACUAUUUAAAUUUUGUACUGCCGAGCCCGAUGUUCAUGCCCGCUGCUUCAAUCGGCGUAUCGAUUAUAUUAUCAAUUUCAAUUCUAGUGUGAAUACUACCGAAACACAAUGUUAUUAUAAUAAUAUCUUGAAAUUUCACAGAUAGCCUCUGGACAGUGUAACUUUCGCAAUAUUUUCAUAUCAAACCAAUCGCAUAGAAUUUAUCUACUUUUCUUGUACCUAAGGAAGCGUAUCGAAUCAAUUGAUAGUGAAAGAAACAAUUUCUAGAGUCUAUCCACUUAGCCUAGGCGCAGACCACCGACUUUUAGUUGGCCGAUAGUUGGGCCCGUUUUAAUUAGUAUGAAGAAUCGGCCGAUACCAAAUCGGCGUAAUGUGCGAACUUUCAUACGUCAUCUCCAUACCAUACUGAUCAAUAGCCCGACCCAACUAUCGACCAACUAAAAAUCGGUGGUCUGCGCCUAGGCUUAUUGUAGAAUCGAGACCUGAACGAUAAAUGCAAGCAUCUUUUGGUAUGAAUCUCCACCAUAAAUAAAUGUAACAACUACAUUCAUAAAACAUGUUGUCCCUUUUACACUCUCAACCAAAUUACGUAACGUAUGAAUGCAUUCGUUAAAGUCGCGCUACAUCAGGGAUCUGAUAGAAAUCUAGCCAGAUAAUAGAAAACGUAUCAACUUAAAGUAUACACUGUUGGUUAAAUGAAAUUGUAUAUAACAUUUGUUUACAAAAUGUGUAUAAAAAGGCAACUCUUUUUUGUAAAUUUGCUUUAAUGUAUCAGUCUUAAAUAAAUAAGUUCAUUAUACAAGUUA